This is a messenger RNA of Jatropha curcas, 4079 nucleotides long. The record is from RefSeq and is a predicted model, not a curated record. Lineage: Eukaryota; Viridiplantae; Streptophyta; Magnoliopsida; Malpighiales; Euphorbiaceae.
CCCGCCUCUUACACUAUAGGAAUAAGGUGGUCACCGUUCAGCCAAAUUCAAAAUCACACAGAAACUUCCCUCUUUAGGUUCCAUCUCCGGUUCCUAAAUCAACUCACCAAUUCUUGUAUUUCUCCCUGAAACGUCCCUGGCUCAGUCACUUCCUAGGUUUUGAUCUCCAAAACCUUUUCAAUUCCUCAGUUCUAUUUUUCAAGGAAGCUGAAUUGGAUCUUCUGGUGUCGAGCUCUCUUUCUUUCAUAUCAGAGUUACUACCAGAGCUUUUUGGCUCACAACGCCAAAGACAAAAAAGAAUGUACAUCAAAGAAAUAUGCUUAGAGGGGUUCAAAUCAUAUGCGACGAGGACGGUGGUCCAGGGUUUCGAUCCUUUUUUCAAUGCGAUUACGGGGCUGAAUGGCUCGGGCAAAUCGAAUAUUCUCGAUUCGAUUUGCUUUGUGUUAGGUAUUACAAAUUUGCAGCAGGUUCGUGCUGCGAAUCUCCAGGAGCUGGUGUACAAGCAAGGGCAAGCUGGCAUUACUAAGGCCACUGUGUCCAUUGUGUUCGAUAACUCUGAUAGGAACAGGAGUCCCCUUGGAUAUGAGGAUCAUUCAGAGAUCACGGUGACGAGACAGAUUGUGGUCGGUGGAAGGAACAAGUAUCUGAUCAAUGGAAAGCUUGCCCAGCCUAGUCAAGUUCAGAACCUUUUCCAUUCAGUGCAGCUGAAUGUUAACAAUCCGCAUUUUCUCAUUAUGCAAGGACGCAUCACAAAGGUCUUAAAUAUGAAGCCCCCUGAGAUUUUAUCCAUGUUGGAAGAGGCUGCUGGGACUAGAAUGUAUGAAACAAAGAAAGAUGCUGCAUUGAAAACACUUGAGAAGAAGCAGAGUAAGGUUGAUGAGAUUAAUAAGCUCCUUGACCAAGAAAUACUUCCUGCUUUGGAGAAGUUAAGGAAGGAAAGGAUCCAAUACAUGCAGUGGGCAAAUGGCAAUGCUGAAUUAGACCGACUUAAAAGAUUUUGCAUUGCUUAUGAGUAUGUUCAAGCAGAGGAGAUUAGAGAAAACACAAUUGGUGAGGUUGAACAGAUAAAGGCCAAGAUUUCUGAAAUUGAUGGUGACACAGAAAAGACGCAGGUGGAAAUACAGGAAAUGGAGACAAAAAUAUCAAAAUUGACUGCUGAAAAGGAAGCUAGUAUGGGUGGGGAAGUAAAAACUUUGUCAGAUAAAGUACAUGUUCUCUCUCAAGAUCUUGUGCGCGAAGUAUCCGUGCUGCACAACAAGGAGGACACUUUAAGGGGUGAAAAUGAGAAUGCCGAGAAGAUUGUCGAUGGUAUUGAAGACUUGAAACAGUCAGUGGAAGAGAAGGCCACUGCUGUUAGAAAGUCUGAAGAAGGAGCAGCUGAUCUCGAAAAGAGAGUCAAGGAACUCUCUAAGGCUUUGGAAGAACAUGAGAAGGAUUACCAAGGUGUACUAGCUGGAAAAAGUAGUGGAAAUGAGGAAAAAUGCCUUGAAGAUCAACUAGCUGAAGCAAAGGUUGCUGUUGGAAAUGCAGAAACAGAAUUGAAACAGUUGAAAACCAAAAUCAACCAUUGCCAAAAAGAGCUGAAAGAAAAAAAGCAUCAGUUAUUGUCAAAGCGUGAGGAAGCAGUUGCUGUAGAAAAUGAAUUUAAUGCUAGAAGUAAAGACGUGGAAAAUGUUAAUUUGGCAUUGGAAUCUCUUCCAUAUAAGGAGGGCCAGAUGGAAGCUUUACAAAAGGAUCGUGCAUCUGAAAUGGAUUUUUUGCAGAAGCUGAAAGACAAAAUACGGGAUCUUUCAGCACAAUUAUCAAAUGUUCAAUUCACCUACCGUGAUCCUGUAAAAAACUUUGAUAGAUCAAAAGUGAAAGGCGUGGUUGCAAAACUUAUCAAAGUGAAGGAUAGCUCCACAAUGACUGCCUUAGAGGUUACUGCUGGUGGCAAGUUAUUUAAUGUUGUUGUAGACACUGAAAAUACUGGAAAGCAACUUCUUCAAAAUGGUGAACUCCGGAGAAGAGUAACAAUUAUUCCUUUGAACAAAAUUCAAUCCCAUACUGUUCCCCAUAGAGUUCAGCAGGCUGCCAUUCGAUUGGUUGGCAAGGGGAAUGCAGAAUUGGCACUUUCUUUAGUUGGCUACGAUGAGGACUUAAGAAACGCUAUGGAAUAUGUUUUUGGUUCAACCUUUGUUUGCAAAACCAUGGAUGCUGCAAAGGAGAUUGCUUUUAAUCGAGAAAUUCGCACUCCCAGUGUCACUGUUGAUGGUGAUAUUUUUCAACCAAGUGGUCUUUUGACUGGUGGAAGCCGCAAGGGUGGUGGUGAUUUGUUAAGACAACUCCAUGAAUUGGCAAAUGCUGAAUCAGACCUUUUACUACAUCAAAGAAAAUUAUCUGAAAUUGAAGCUAAGAUUACAGAGCUUCUACCUCGUCAUAAAAAGUUCAUGGAACUUAAGAAACAUCUGGAACUUAAACAGUAUGACCUGUCAUUAUUCCAGGGCCGGGCUGAGCAAAAUGAACAUCAUAAGCUUGGUGAAUUAGUGAAGAAGAUUGAGCAGGAGCUUGAAGAAGCAAAUUCUAUAGCCAAAGAAAAGCAAAAUUUGUAUGAAGAAUGUGUUAGUACAGUGUCUAUGCUUGAGAAGUCGAUCAGAGAGCAUGAUAAUAAUCGAGAAGGCAGGCUCAAAGACUUGGAGAAAAAGAUUAAGGCUAUGAAAGCUCAAGUUCAGUUAGCUUCAAAAGAUCUCAAGGGACAUGAAAAUGAAAAACAGAGGCUUAUUAUGGAACAGGAAGCUGUCAUUAAAGAACGGGCGUCGUUGGAGAGUCAAUUAGGUUCCUUGAGGAUGCAAAUUAACCAUCUCAAUUUGGAAGUGGAAGAACAAAAGUCUAAGGUUGCUUCUGUACGUAAUACUCAUGAUGAAGCUCAUUCUGAGCUUGAAUUGAUCCGUCUAAAGAUGAAGGAAUGUGAUUCUCAAAUUAAUAGCUUCCUUAAGGAGCAGCAAAAACUACAACAAAAAGUUAGUGAGACAAAGCUUGAGAGGAAGAAGCUAGAAAAUGAGGUAAAAAGAAUGGAAAUGCAACAAAAAGAUUGCUCUACAAAAGUGGACAAAUUGAUUGAGAAGCAUGCCUGGAUUGCUUCUGAGAAACAACUAUUUGGAAGAAGUGGGACAGAUUAUGAUUUCAUGUCUCGUGAUCCUAAGAAAGCAAGAGAAGAACUUGAGAAAUUACAAGCUGAGCAAUCAGGCCUUGAGAAAAGGGUGAACAAGAAGGUUAUGGCAAUGUUUGAGAAAGCUGAGGAUGAGUAUAAUGACUUAAUGUCGAAGAAAAACAUUAUUGAGAAUGACAAGUCCAAGAUCAAGAAGGUGAUUGAAGAGCUUGAUGAGAAGAAGAAAGAAACUCUCAAAGUUACCUGGGUUAAAGUUAACAGUGACUUUGGAUCCAUCUUCUCUACACUAUUGCCUGGAACCACAGCAAAGCUAGAACCACCAGAAGGCUGCAGUUUCCUGGAUGGUCUGGAGGUUCGUGUUGCAUUUGGAGGUGUCUGGAAACAGUCCUUGUCAGAGCUAAGCGGAGGCCAACGAUCUCUGCUUGCCCUUUCUCUAAUCUUGGCACUGCUUCUCUUUAAACCUGCCCCACUUUAUAUCUUGGACGAGGUUGAUGCAGCUCUUGAUUUAUGCCACACACAGAACAUAGAGAGAAUGAUCAAAGCUCACUUCCCACAUUCCCAGUUUAUUGUGGUUUCACUGAAAGAAGGCAUGUUCAACAAUGCCAAUGUCCUCUUUCGGACGAAAUUUGUAGAUGGUGUUUCAACUGUCCAGAGGACUGUUGCUGCUAAGCAGAACAAGUGAUUGCUGCCACAUUAUCAGAUUUUGAUGGCAAACAUGGCGGAUGGGAGAGUUUGGCUUCGAAUUCUGGCACUGAUGAAAUGAUACUAAUUUAUUUGAAUGUCUGAUGAUGUAUUUUUAUUUUGUAAAUGUGUGCUAAUAUGUGAAAGUUUGUAUUAACCAUAUUGUAUUAGUAAUGCUAACGAUACAUAAAACCAUGAAAUUCUGUUCAAUCAAAUUACUCAUUUGGUGUUGACCAUGGGUUUGACUAAA